Molecule: messenger RNA, 2772 nt
Organism: Phyllostomus discolor (pale spear-nosed bat)
Lineage: Eukaryota; Metazoa; Chordata; Mammalia; Chiroptera; Phyllostomidae
Gene: TMEM38A
Product: transmembrane protein 38A
Exons: 6
Coding region: 659-1396 (245 amino acids)
Biological process (GO): potassium ion transmembrane transport
Cellular component (GO): membrane
Molecular function (GO): potassium channel activity; identical protein binding
Source: RefSeq, a predicted model, not a curated record
CGUCUCCGACGGGAGGGACCAUCUAGAGACGGGAUUAGGUCACUCACUGGAGGCGUGUCGCACUGCCAGAGUGACCCACCCGCUGUAGAAGCAGUGCUGUGGCUUUUUCUUCUGGAGUGUCAUCUGGGUCUUCUAAAGAAACGGGGCCCCUGAGUAGUGAGCUGCACAAGGGAAUGGGUCUUGAUGCAGUGGGUCCUCCCGGGCAUGGACGCCCCAACUGACUAGGGAGGGUCCUUCGGGGCUCCCUAAGAGGCGGGAAUCCCCGUUACCAGUGGCGGGGCAUCCCUACCGAGCGGUCUCUUUGGAGGACGGAAGUCCCCGUGGGGGACAGAGGUCAUGACUUACUGAGCCUCACAGACUAGGGUAAUGACAGCUGCACAGAGAAUGAGUGAAGGGACCACCUUCAGGGUACGGGAGGAUGGAGUUCUCCACUAAUCAGGCUCCACAGGGGAUGGAGGUCCUGAUCCGAGGGCUCCGCAGAUGACGUGGGUCCUCAUCGAGCCCCAUCUGGACGUGGUCCUGACUAAUUCGUCCCACCUGGGUGGGCUGCGUGCCUGAGGGACCUCUUCCCAAAUGGACGGUUCACCGGCCCAACUCACUCCACAAGGGAGCAGUGGAGCUGUCCCGCCGCCACCCCACGGUGUCCUGGCUGUGCGCCAUGCUGCACUGCUUCGGAAGUUACAUCCUGGCUGAUCUGCUCCUCGGGGAGCCCCUGAUCGACUACUUCAGCAACAACUCCAGCGUCCUGCUGGCCUCGGCCGUCUGGUACCUGAUUUUCUUCUGCCCCAUGGACCUCUUUUACAAGUGUGUCUGCUUCCUGCCUGUGAAACUCAUCUUUGUGGCCAUGAAGGAGGUGGUGAGAGUGCGCAAGAUCGCCGUGGGCAUCCACCAUGCACAUCACCACUACCACCACGGGUGGUUCGUCAUGAUCGCCACUGGCUGGGUUAAAGGCUCUGGGGUUGCCCUCAUGUCCAACUUCGAGCAGCUGCUCCGAGGGGUCUGGAAGCCAGAGACCAAUGAGAUCUUGCACAUGUCCUUCCCCACCAAGGCCAGCCUGUACGGAGCUAUACUCUUCACUCUCCAGCAGACCCGCUGGCUUCCGGUGUCCAAAGCCAGUCUCAUCUUUAUCUUCACCAUGUUCAUGGUGUCCUGUAAGGUGUUCCUGACAGCCACUCACUCCCACAGUUCCCCUUUUGAUGUUCUGGAAGGUUACAUCUGUCCUGUGCUGUUUGGGACAGCCUUGGGGGGUGACCAUCACCAUGACAACCAUGGUGGGGCCCAUGGAGGGUCCCACGGUGGCAGUGGGCCCGGCUCCCCGCACUCAGCCAUGGCCACCAAGUCCAAGGAGGAGCUGAGUGAGGGCUCCAGGAAGAAGAAGACCAAGAAGGCAGAUUAGGGGGUGGCCCAGCGGGCCUGUCGGGUGCUGGGGAGAAGACCCGGACCCAAAACCCUCAGAGUCAGGAGUAGGGAGGUGUCCUGGGCUCAACUGUCCCCUCUUGAGGCCUCAACUUCCCCAUCUGCAAACUGGGGCUAUUAGCCUACCCUCCACGCCUGAUGUGAGGGGUUAGAUGAGAUAUGGGGGUAAAGGGCGUUUGUAGGAAUGGGGGGUCCCUCUCUGCAGAACCCCUAUAGAGUCACAGAUUUUUUUGGGGGGUGCACAGAAUCCUGGCAGUGUCUCUAGCCAAAUACACUGGCAGUUAUAUUCUUGGUUCUAUUACUUCCUCUCUAAAAUUAUGUUUUGACUCCAAAUUUCAAGCAGCAUUGAGACUCAUUCAUUUGAUGGAUGAUUCCUAAGUACCUCCUGCGAGGCGGCUGCUGAGAGUUUCAUGUCUCCUUGCCGACUCCUCCUGGGUGUGCAAGGGACAAGGUGCCUCCUUCUUGGAGCUUUGCAUUCCCCACCUACGUGAUGGGGUCCCCUGGCCCUCCUCUGUACACAAGGGCUGAUGUGAGGCUGGAGGCAUACCUGUCUCACAAGCGCAGAAGCACCAUGCAGUCAGGAGGAGAGCCCGUGACGGGUGUUCACUGUGCUUGAGAACGGCUUUGCGUUUUAGAUCAUUUGUGUUUGUGGACUGGAGACCCUCAUGUUACCUGGCGUGAAGGAGGCCUUCCGUAGACACAUGUAGGCCAGACUUGAGAGUUUGGGGGGUGGGAAAGGCUUGUUCUGAUCCUUGGCUCCAGACUACCCAUAAUCCAAAGAAGUGCAGCUGGGUGGGUGUGAGUUCCAAGGUCCAGCUUUGCCUGGGGCUCCAAGCACUUGCUGUUGGACCCUGGAAGCAUCAGGCCUUCCUCAUGCCAGCGUUCUUCAUUGCCACUCAUUCAGUCAUUCAACAACCAUGUUGCUGCCUACUCUGCCAGGCCUUGUGCUGCUGCUGGGCAGGCUGGGAACUUGCUUUUGGGUGAGCGAGGGGUAUGGCAGCUGAAGGCCCCUCCCAGCUACCUUCAUUUCAUCCUAGGUCACCAGGAUGUCUGGGAGGGGUGGAUGGGUUGAGUAUGGCCCAUUCCAGGUGGGGCUUGGCCCAGACCAGGCCUGCUGGAGGCUGCCCUCUGCACAUCAGUGCUCAGGGGGUGCUCAGGGCAGUGGUCUGCAGCUGCUUUAAGACUGGCUUGGGGUUAUUGGGGUCCCAGGUGUUGCCCAGCUGUUGGGAAAGUGCCUUGAUCUGGUGAUACCUGGGAGCUGGGGGGAUUCUGAAGCUGUAAGGCCCUGAAUUCGUCUUCUUCCAUAUCCACCAAGGCGGCAUGAAGGGUCAGCAAAUAUAUCUGUUGUGAGAGAAC